This is a messenger RNA of Puccinia graminis f. sp. tritici CRL 75-36-700-3, 1137 nucleotides long. RefSeq lists its product as uncharacterized. The record is from RefSeq and is a predicted model, not a curated record. Lineage: Eukaryota; Fungi; Basidiomycota; Pucciniomycetes; Pucciniales; Pucciniaceae. The transcript is spliced from 3 exons. The coding region runs from base 1 to 1137 and encodes 378 amino acids.
AUGGCAGCCACCCCAUCUCAAACUACUCCACAACCGACUGAAACUUCAAAAAUUGACAAUGAGCCGACACCAAAAGCCUCAGAAUCUGCACCCAAGAAGGGCUUCCCUCGCUGGUCCGUUGAAGAAGAUAAAAAGUUGUGCAUUGCUUGGUUGAAUACAAGUUGGGAUGCCAUUGUUGGGAAAGGACAGAAGGCGUCAACCUUCUGGGAACGAAUUCACAGAAACCUUUCCGAACUUAUCACCAAAUACAAUAAAGAAAAGAAGAAUUCAAAAGGCUUCAAGGAGCUUCUGAUACGACCGGUCGGUGCUGUCAAAUGUCGCUGGGCACUCAUACUGAAGUUGGUCAACAAGUUUUCGGGAUGCUACUCAAAUGUCGAACACCGCAUGAAAAGUGGAAAGACUUGCGAAGAUAUUCUUACCGAGGCCAAAGAACUAUACAAGAUGACAUUCGAAACAUCUUUCAACCUUGACCAUUGCUGGGGAAUCUUGAAGGACACUCCGAAAUGGCAGGCUGCUCAGCAAGAGAAUGACGCGCGAGGAAAGAAAGCACCAAAAUUGACUCCAGCUCCGACUUUGUCUGAAAUUCCAAGUUCCACCCCUGCGGUUAUGGAUAUUGAUGAUACAGAAUCUGAGGCCGGGCGAUCCGUUUUGGGAAACAUGCGUAUUGAAGGUCAAAAAGCGGCCAAACAAAAACGCAACGAGGAGGCGACGAUUGAGAAGAUAGUGGCCAUGCAGAAGGAUCUCGUUCAGAUCUCUCAAGAGCAAUUGUCAUCUAUGCAAGAAGCAAUGCAAUCAAACUCCAACAAGGCGGUCAUGUCUAAAGACCUCAGUUUGAUGGACGAAGAUAGUCGCGCUUACUAUCAAAAGAAAAAGAAGGCUAUUAUUGCUCGCGAGUUGGAAAAAGAUAAGGCAAGGGAAGAAAAACAAAAAAAAGAGAAAGAAGACGCGGAAAAAAAAGCGCAAGAAGAAAAGGAAAAGGCUAUGAAGGAAGAAAGCAAGAAGACCUCAACCAAUACCAAUAUCAAGAAAGCCGCAAACAAAGUAAUCGAGAUUGCCGAGGCGGAUGGUGCUGGAAAGGAGGCAGAACAGGAGGAGGAGGAGGUGGUGGUGGAAGAAGAGGUUGCCGACAAGGAGUAA